This is a messenger RNA of Purpureocillium takamizusanense, 869 nucleotides long. RefSeq names its product 60S ribosomal protein L31B, variant 2 (gene RPL31B). The transcript is spliced from 3 exons. Gene Ontology annotation, biological process: cytoplasmic translation. NCBI's taxonomy places the organism in Eukaryota, Fungi, Ascomycota, Sordariomycetes, Hypocreales, Ophiocordycipitaceae. Gene Ontology annotation, molecular function: structural constituent of ribosome. Bases 176 to 553 code for a protein of 125 amino acids. Gene Ontology annotation, cellular component: ribosome; cytosolic large ribosomal subunit. The record is from RefSeq and is a predicted model, not a curated record.
CUCCCCAUCGCCAACCGUGAGCAGAGACGAUCCGCAGGUACGAGCCGCUCGCCCUCAAAUCAUCUUGCCUCCUUCACCGAGUGCUCAAGGUUUCUUGACCUUGACAACUCUUCGUCCGAACGACACAACGUCACCGCGCCACAGAUCGAGAGACUGACCAAAGCCCAAUCCAGAAAUGUCGUCCACGAAGGGAAAGAAGCCUGCCGGCAAGCCUCAGCGCUCCGCCAUUGCGGACGUUGUCGCCCGCGAGUACACCAUCCACAUGCACAAGAGAUUACAUGGUGUCACCUUCAAGAAGCGUGCUCCCCGUGCCAUCAAGGAGAUCAAGGCUUUCGCCACCAAGGCUAUGGGCACCACCGACGUCCGCCUGGACCCCCAGCUCAACAAGAAGGUCUGGGAGUGCGGCAUCAAGGGCGUUGCCUACAGACUGCGCAUCCGAAUUUCCCGACGACGAAACGACGAGGAGGACGCCAAGGAGAAGCUGUACAGCUACGUGCAGGCGGUGAACGUCAAGAACCCCAAGGGCCUCCCCACGGUUGUCGUUGAGGAAUAGAGCAAAAAGACGCUUCUCUGUUGGGACUGGUUCUUCGGGUGUGGCAUGGCAUUUUGGAGUUGCAACCGGCUGUUCUAGCUUUUCACGCUGAAAAUACAGAGGGAAAUGUGAUCAAGGCUUUGAACCCAAACCACUCUCGACGGCUUUUGCCGCUGGUGUCGCACACUCGCCGGCGCUGAUGCUAGGACACUUUGAGCGCUGAUUGACAUGGGGAUCGGGGUUAUUGGCGAGGGAAAAGAGCAAAUGCUUUCUGGCUUGCUUUGAAUCUAUUGAUGGGGAAAGCCAUCCAUCGUCAAUAGACAUCGCUUGAUGAUUG